UUUUUGCAAUAUUUUCAGAUAGUAGAUAGUGAGUUGAUGGAUAACCGAAGAGAUGGAGACCGGAUAUUAUCAGUGACGUCAUCAUCGCCUGCAGCUGCUACAGUGCCUGUUGCCUUCUCAUCGUCUGGAGGAGCCCCUCCCUCCCUCUCCCCUCCCAAUCGGAACAACUCCAUUUCGCAACAGAUAACAGCAAUGAACAGUGGCGAUAAUCAGAGCAGUCAGUCGAGUCACGUGUUGAGCGGCGCGAGUGUGAGUGUGAGUGGAGGAACUGCAUCGUCGGCUACAGGAGUUCCUUCGAUGAAGACCAAGUUGAUGCGGGUCAACAUGGCAGAAGGAGGGGGCAAGUUUGUGAGACUGAAUGUGGGCGGCAGGUUUUUCCAGACUACUGUGGAUACACUGACCAAUCAGGAGUCCAUGUUUUCGGCCAUGAUGUCGGGCAGAAUGGACUUAGUCGCCGACGAAGAAGGUUGGAUUCUGAUCGACCGAGACGGCACCUACUUCGAACAUAUCCUCAACUUCUUCCGAGACGGCACUCUUUGUGUGGAGAACCUCUCGGACAAGGAGCUCCACUCAAUCCUCACAGAGGCCAACUUCUACAGCAUAGGAGUGCUGGUGAAUCUACUUCAGCAGACAGUCGAGGACAGACACAGCACACACGUGAAGAACUUCUCUCCUAAAGAGGUCAAACUGGUCCCAUUCAUAUGUACAAAACAGCUGGACGAGAGCUCACUCUUCGAAACAGGAAAAGCCGCAGUUAAGUUCUUGUGCAAUCGACAGAAUAACAAAUACUCAUACACAAGCCAAUCGGAUGAGAACUUGUUGAAGAACAUAGAGCUGUUCGACAAGUUGGCAGUGCUCUACCAGGGCAGACUGAACUUCUUCAAGGACAUCUUCGGCUUCUCCAGCAACGAGAUCUGCCAGUGGACCUUCUACAACAAACUGGGUCAGAAGAGGGCAGAGGUCUGCUGUUCUUCUAUCGUCUACUCCACCGAGAAGAAAAACAUCAAGAUUGAGUUUCCAGAGGCCAAAGUGCAGGAGGAGCUAAUAUUUCUCAUUGCAGAUGAAGGCCACUCCGAGUCCAUUCCAAAUGACGUCAUCAGGGCCAUGAGAUGUAAACACGGAAACAGUGGCGCUCUCAGCUAAACCAUGGUCACUCAUCAAAAGGAAAAAAUGGAAAGAAACAAAAACAAAUACUUAUACAUUAGAUACUGAACUGAGCCCACCAAAAGCAAGACUCUUCUAAAAUUGGUCUCCAAAUUGAUACGUUGUAUUCAGUAUACUGGUCUUCGAUGCGCAAAUAAAUGAAGCAUUUUAAAGGAAAAGCUGUUUUUUUUCGAUUUCGCAAUUUUUGGAGAUCAAAAGUUGAAAAUUGAUUGGAAACUAUCACAUUUGGAAUUGUUUUUGACAGUGAGCAGUGACCGAAGAAAACCAAGAAAUAAUUAAUUCACAAUUCAGACUUGAAAUUGAUUUUAAAGUUUUGGUGCUUAAAUAUAAAUAAAUCCGAUUUUCGCACUUCUAAUUUAUUGCUCUAAAAUUCAAUUUAACUAGUUUUUGAUAAUUUAUUUUAAUAAGUGCA
Symsagittifera roscoffensis is the source of this 1576-nucleotide messenger RNA. RefSeq names its product BTB/POZ domain-containing adapter for CUL3-mediated RhoA degradation protein 2-like. The transcript is spliced from 6 exons. Gene Ontology annotation, molecular function: protein binding. NCBI's taxonomy places the organism in Eukaryota, Metazoa, Xenacoelomorpha, Acoela, Convolutidae. The record is from RefSeq and is a predicted model, not a curated record. Gene Ontology annotation, biological process: protein homooligomerization. Bases 37 to 1143 code for a protein of 368 amino acids.